UCAGAAUCGAGUAUUCACAUGGACUGUGGUAUAAAGUAAGUAGUAGUAGUAGUAGUAAACCUUUAUUUUACCAGGCAAGAAUUGCUAAGAAUACAUUCUUAUUUAAGGCAAUGGCCUGGUAGGAGGUGAAAGACCUCCUAAGGGGAAGGGAGAGGGGGAGUAACAUUAAAAUAUAGACAAUAAAAGCACAUACAACAACAGUGACACAAAAGAAAAAGGAAUAAAGACAUAAUGCAGUGACACACCACAGAAUGACAGUUAGUUUGACCUACAGUGACAUACAACAAGUUAAGUAAGGACAGAGACACUAAAAGUAAAAACAGUGAUACUAGACAACCAUAAAUGAGACAGUAACAAAACAACAGCAGUAACAGAAGGUGUUAGUGAGGUUAGUGAGGUGAUUGGAUCAGAGAGAGCUUUGGCUGGGACAGCUGCAGGUAUAUUUUAUGGAUUUAGAUAUGACAUGUUUGAAGGAGUUGACAGAGGUAAGAGUUUGUAACUGUAAGGAUUUUUGGAGUUGAUUCCAGCUGUCGGCAGAAGCAACCUGGAAGGAGGAACGGCCCAGGGAAGAGUGCGUCAGUGGGGCAUUUAACAGGAUGAGAGGGGCAGAACGGGUGUUGUGUAUAGGGGGAUGCAGAUGCAGAAGCUGUGUUAGGUAGGGAGGAGUAAGACCUAGGAGGGUUUUGAAUACCAGCAUCAGCCAGUGCAUGUUGCGCAAGUAAAAUAGAAUAAAAUACUAAAAUGAUAGAAUAGAAUAGAAUAUAGUAGAAGAAUAGAAUAGAAUAUAUUAGAAGAAUAGAAUAGAAUAGAAUAGAAUAGAAUAGAAUAGAAUAGAAUAGAAUAGAGGUUUAUUAGCAUUUGCACCAAACGGUACCGGUACAUUGGAAUUCUUUUGCGUUCUCCCUUUUUUCCUGAAGUCUAGGAUGACUUUUGUUCUGUCCAGGUUCAGAACCAGAUCAUUGUCUCCCCCAGAGACAGUCAGUACGUGCACAUGCAGCGAUUCAAGCUGGUUGGAGAUCAUUUGCACACAUCGUACUGACUUUUAAACUGCAUGUGAACACCUUAAGCCAGUCAAGUCAAUCUGAUCAAACCGGAUUCAUCAACCCGCUUGCAGCACCUAGAUAAGCCAGUCGCAAGCCAGUCGCAACCGCCUUGUUAAUGCCAUGUGUACGGGGACAUAGAUAUUACAGUCUGCGCAUGCUCGAGAUUUUCCCCCGGGUGGGGUUAUCCCCCGGGGGAGGAGAUUCACCCGGAAGUGAAAGGAGACGACGCGUGCUCAGUAGUUGAAAAGGAGGCAGCGCGUGUUUACCCAUUCUUUCAUUCAUUCAACAUGUCUUCAGGGAGAACCCAUUUUUGGUCAGAUGAGGAGACGCGUUUUCUUCUUAGGCAGAUGCAAGAAUUAAACAUUUUAAGGUUUAUGGAUGGGCGGAAAAGCCGUAACGCGGACCUUUACAAGAAGAUUGCCAGAGAGAUGGCUGAGGCUGGCUUCGCGAGGACACCGGAGCAGCUGAAGAUUAAGUGGAAGAACCUACGCACGGCGUAUAUUACCAAAAACAAGAAUAAUAGAAGUGGACACGAUCCGGCAAGUUGUCCACACUUCGCUAUUUUAGACGACCUGCUUGGGGGUCGUCCCUUGUCCCAAGCCGGACAAAAUGGGGUGGACUCCGGAUUCCCGGCAGCCAACCAAGCAGCAGCAACAGACAUGGGGGAGUCAACAGCGCCAACAGACAUGGGGGAGUCAACAGCAGAAACCGAGAUGGGCGGCCAUGUUGACACAGCAGAGCGUGGAGAAGAGGCUUGUCCGGUUGCUGGGACCUCAAGGUGCAGUUCCCCGCUGCAGAGCAACUCUGAGUUACUAGAGAUAAGUGCUCAGAGACCUCGUCGGAGGCGGCAGGGAAGCGACGUCGCUCUCCUAUGCGACCAGAUGAGCGAGACAAGGGAAUUCUGGCGAGAGCGUCAUCGGGAGAGCGACAACCGCCAGAGAGAGAGCGACGACCGUCAGAGAGAGAUCGACGAGCGUCAGAGAGAGAGCGACGAGCGACAGGAGCGGAUGCUGGCCUCUUUUAUCGGGGAGAUAAGAGCGACAAAUAGACUGUUCGGCGCAGUCCUGGACUCCAUCAACAGACUGACGCCUCCGGCACCCACCUCCCACCUACCUAGGAACUCCACCCCACGACCAGGGUAUCAUCUGGCCUUCCCAAGACCAUUAAGCCCGGUGUACCACCCACAAACACCAUCCACCCCCUCACGGCCAAGGUCAAUGACCUCCGACCCGGAAGCCUACCCAGGGUACCACCGUGCCCUCCCAGGCCCAUCAAGCCCGGCGUACCAUCCACAAACGCCAUCCACCCCCUCUUCGCCAAUGACCUCCGACCCGCAACAGGAAGCCUACCCAGGGUACCACAGUGCCCUCCCAGGUCCAUCCAAGUACCGCGACCUGUAGAAAUUUGUUUUUUUUUAAUUCAGCUUUUUUUGCACGUUUAAUUCAUCUUUUUUUUGCACAUGUUCAAUUCAUCUUUUUAUGCACAUGUUCAAUUCAUCUUUUUAUGCACAUGUUUAAUCUUUGUUUGCCCAUGUUUGUUUAAUCUUUGUUUGCACAUGUUUAAUUUAUCUUUUU
Cololabis saira (Pacific saury) is the source of this 2617-nucleotide messenger RNA. RefSeq lists its product as uncharacterized. The record is from RefSeq and is a predicted model, not a curated record. NCBI's taxonomy places the organism in Eukaryota, Metazoa, Chordata, Actinopteri, Beloniformes, Belonidae. The transcript is spliced from 3 exons. Bases 1331 to 2443 code for a protein of 370 amino acids.